AUGCGGACUUGUGAUUUUGCUCACAGCUUCUUGGGCACUACCGAUUUCAAUUCCUGUUUUGAUGGUUGUCCUUCCCCCGUCCUUUCCCAAAAAGUUCGUGGCGAUGACAUCGUUUUCCUUGAGCUGCUUUGUCAUCAUCUUUUCAUACUUUAUGAUCGUAGUAUUUCUGCUCAGGUACAAGAAGAAAAGAAAGGACCUAAGAGCCCGAACGCUUUCCGUAAAGUUUACUUUGCGCAGGGAGUCCGUGUUGCUUACAUCUUAGCUAUUGCAACCGGCGUUUUUACAGUUUGUUGGGUUCCAGUAAAGACUAUGAGGUUUGUCAUAGGUAUGAGGCCAAACAGCCCUUUACACAUGUGGCUCCGAACCUUGGCUGUGUCAAACUCUGUUAUGAAUUUUCUGAUUUACUCUGCACGAAUGCGCGCCUUUGAAGAGGCAUACUUAAGUAUCUUUCGCUUGUAG
Molecule: messenger RNA, 459 nt
Organism: Porites lobata
Lineage: Eukaryota; Metazoa; Cnidaria; Anthozoa; Scleractinia; Poritidae
Source: the annotation of a GenBank genome assembly